Cyclocybe aegerita is the source of this 738-nucleotide messenger RNA. The record is from the annotation of a GenBank genome assembly. Lineage: Eukaryota; Fungi; Basidiomycota; Agaricomycetes; Agaricales; Hemipholiotaceae.
AUGUCUCUCUCCCGAGCCGCUCUUCUGUUAACCCAUGGGUACUUCCACCACCGGGCAUAUAUAUCGCCAAAUCCCAACCCACCCGCCGAGGAGUGUCCAAAGCCUACUGAGAAGGAGACGGCAGCGUUCUUUAAUAUGAUGAAUAAGCGGAUGGCUUUCUUCAGGGUGUCAUAUAGCCUCGUCUGUGCUCUCGAGGCACUCGUGAUCGUUGCGUUCAACUUCCCCAGUCUCCCUUUCUCCCAUAUCGUUCUUACCACCUUCACGUCACCCAAUGCAACCUGCGCCGCAAACCUGCAGCCAACCAUAUUAUUCCUCAUCGGGGUAUUCUUCGCCCUACAAGGUGACCUCCUGCGUCUCUGGUGCUUCCGCGAGCUCGGCAAGCACUUCACCUUCAUCCUUACGAUCCAGAAGGACCAUAAGCUGAUGAUGUCUGGGCCGUACGCGUACCUGCGCCACCCGUCUUACCUCGGCGCCAUCUUUGGAUUCAUCGGAGAGGUGCUGUGCCACCUCACGCGUGGGUCGUGGUUCAUGGAGUGUGCAGGCAAGGGGAUGAGCGGUAUGGUGCUGGUGGCGUUGAAGUGCCUCGUUUGUGUGAAGGUGUUGAACAUGGCGAUAGCAUGUGUAAUGUUGCUUAAACGGGCAGGGCAGGAGGAUCGGGUUUUGAAGCAGACAUUUGGAAAGGAGUGGGAUGAAUGGGCAAAGAGGGUGCCGUAUAGGUCUAUCCCUGGGGUCUACUAA